AUGGUCAAGGCCGGUGUUGCACUCGUGGCUUUUGCUGGCCCAGCUUUUGCAGGGGUCAUUGGGACCGGGAGCCAUGACCAGGUAAGCCUUUUGGCGCAAGCUUGCCCUUCAUGUUCUAUCAUGCUAACACGAGAGAACUCCAAGCCGCAUGUUGGUCCGACUGCCCCCAUCAAGCCACCAAGCAACUCUGAAAAGUGGACCACCACUACUGAGCCUCAUUGGGUCACCAAGACAACCACCUUCGUGACCACUUCCUGCCCAGUGACCCAUUCUACUGUCACUUCUGGCACGAAGACUCUGACGGUCCCUAUCACACUGACUGAGACUGUGACUUUGACCACCACCACUGUCUGUGACCUGAACACUGAGCCGCCAGAGGUUAUUGUCCCCACUGGAGUUGUGACUACUAAACCUCUGGUCCCGACCUCUGUCACGACCACAGAGACAGUGUGCACUACUUGCCACCACAACAACACAACUGUCCCGCCUCAUUCGAGUACCUAUGUUCCAGGCCACAACACUACUAUUGUGCCCCCUCACUCGACCACCCAGGUCCCAGGUCACAAUACUACUAUUGUCCCGCCUCACUCGACCACCCAGAUUCCGGGUCACAACACUACCAUUGUGCCCCCAGGAACCACCAACGGUACUAUUGUUGUUCCCCCAACAAGUGUGCCCAGCCACAACACCACUGUGAUCCCCCCUGCACCUGUCCCAACCCAGAAUCCUGGCCAGAACAACACCGUUGUGCCCAUCCCACCCAAGCCUGCUCCUUUCACCAACUCCACUGUUCCAUCAGUGCCCACAGUGCAGCCGGUCCCUGUUCCCCCAGUCGUUCCUGGCCAGCCCUCUGUUCCUGGCCAGCCAUCCGUUCCUGGACAGCCUUCCAUUCCUGGACAGCCUUCUACUCCUGGACAGCCCUCUACUCCUGGUCAGCCUUCCCUGCCUGGCCAGCCUGGUGUUCCCGAGCAGCCAUCUACUCCUGGACAACCCUCCGUUCCUGGACAGCCCUCUACUCCUGGACAGCCCUCUACUCCUGGUCAGCCCUCUACUCCUGGACAGCCCUCUACUCCUGGACAGCCCUCUACUCCUGGACAGCCCUCUACUCCUGGUCAGCCCUCUACUCCUGGUCAGCCCUCUACUCCUGGUCAGCCCUCUACUCCUGGUCAGCCCUCUGCUCCUGGACAACCCUCCGUUCCUGGACAACCCUCUACUCCUGGACAGCCUGGUGUUCCCGAGCAGCCUUCCACUCCUGGACAGCCUUCCACUCCUGGUCAGCCUUCCACUCCUGGUCAGCCUUCCGUGCCUGGCCAGCCUGGUGUUCCUGAGCAGCCCUCGACUCCUGGCCAGCCUGGUGUCCCUGAGCACCCCUCUACUCCUGGCCAGCCUGCCGCCCCUGGUGAGUCUUCGGUUCCCGGCCACCCGGAAACCCCUGCUCCUUCUGCUUCGCCCGCUCAGCCUUCUGGUGUCUCGCCGGUGUCGCCUUCGGAAUCUUCCCAUCCCUUCACUGGCUCCGCCGCCCAGAGCUUCAAGCCCGCUGCCGGCCUCCUGGCUGGUGUCAUGGGUCUCAUGCUCCUGCUCUAA
This is a messenger RNA of Aspergillus clavatus NRRL 1, 1584 nucleotides long. RefSeq names its product putative cell surface protein (gene cspA). NCBI's taxonomy places the organism in Eukaryota, Fungi, Ascomycota, Eurotiomycetes, Eurotiales, Aspergillaceae. The transcript has 2 exons. The coding region runs from base 1 to 1584 and encodes 527 amino acids. The record is from RefSeq and is a predicted model, not a curated record.